This is a messenger RNA of Blumeria graminis f. sp. triticale, 1866 nucleotides long. NCBI's taxonomy places the organism in Eukaryota, Fungi, Ascomycota, Leotiomycetes, Helotiales, Erysiphaceae. The record is from the annotation of a GenBank genome assembly.
AUGCUCAACAUGUCGGCCGUUGGCAAUCGAAAUAGUACGCCGGUUGAGUCGAACAGUACAUCUUCACUUCGACCACCCACAUCUCGUACUCUCAGUUCCGGUCAUCACCUUCGAGCUUCUGCGGAUAUGACUGCCUUUCCAACCUCUCCAUCCGCAAAUCGAAUUCGACCAUCCUCCGACUUUUACGGAACCCAAAUUGUUCAAGGUCAAGGAGGAUUAGAGAACGAUGCAUCCGACAAAAUUGCCCAGCAAUGGAUUGCUGACAUAGAUCAAUAUGAGACAACUCUAGAAGAGAUGGCAGCCGCAACACUUGACCAGGACUUUAAGGACGAACUCAGUGCAAUAGAGCAAUGGUUCAGAGUUCUGAGCGAAGCUGAGCGAACGGCUGCAUUGUAUGCACUCCUGCAACAAACAACGCAAAUACAGAUUCGAUUCUUCAUUCAAGUCUUACAACAAAUGGGUAAAAACCACCCAGUUUCAGGUGUAUUGUCUCCUGCAAACUUUGAUAAAGACCCCAUGUCUAAUCGUCACAGUGACGCGAUGAGCAGAAAUAAUGUUGAUGGAUCUAAAAAUCCAAUGGCGCGCCCUCCACCAACACCAUCUGGAAAACGACAAUUUGGCCUUGAUGCAUCAACGAUCAAUGCAAUGUUUCCCAAUGCUGCGGCUGCAAUUGCGACAGAAAAAGCCAAGUUCACACAACAAACAGGAAAUUCAGCUUCAUCAAAUCGCAACAGCGCCGUUUACGAUAGCCGUGUCAAUCUCACGGCCCCUUCUAUCUCGGGGCCGAACGAAUCUACAGAAAUAACUAGUUCGUCUCCAUGGGCAUCACGUGGAAAAGACCAAAGUAAUGGGAGACCGAAGUCGUCGUCUGGUCAGCCGCCAAUGGGACAGUUUAUGCAGUCACACCCUUCUGCUGGAUUACGUUCCCCUGCUACCCAAAUAACAAAUGGUGCCAAUUUACAAAACACAACUAUUUUGACUGCAGAGAAUCACAAUGGGGAUAUGCCCUUACUCUCACCAUAUAACGGCAACGGAAACUGGGCAUCUAUGGUCAGCACACCAAUGGUUUCAUCGUUCAAUAAUGCUGGAAGUAGUACCCAGGCGGAUAUGGUUGCAAACGCUACCGCCAUGAAGCUUGCAGCUUUAUCCACGGUCAACAAUCGUUUUGCUCUUGAUGAUGUAAAAAAAUACCGUCGUGCUAGGUCAAAUGACGGUCAAGGACAAGUUCAAAGCUCAAUUUCCGCAGGACUCUCUAAUUCCAAGAUGCCUAGUGCAAAUCUUAUUAUGGUCAAUGAACAUGGCCGGGUCCUAACCAGAGAUCAAGUAAUAAACAUGCAAGCACAACAGAACUCACAGUUUCUGGGUGGUAGAUCACGGCCAAAUUCUCCAGGAUUAGCUAUGCAAGGAAGCGGAGGUUUUGGUCCCAUGCAAACCUCCUCACCUAUGAAUAAUGGAUUCCUUGCUGCACGCGAUGGAUCAUCCCCAGCUAUCAAUACCGGAUUAAGCAAUGGAAUGGCAAAUAUGAACCUAAGUAUGGGACAGAUUGCCUUCAGAGGACAUGAAGGCUACCUCUCUGAUCACAGUGAUAUGGUUCGAGGUCGUUCUCCACGUGGUAAACGUGGUAGCUCAAAGCCUCCAGAGGAUCCAACUGACCCUUUUCUCCUUCAAGAUAUUCCCAGUUGGCUGAGAAGUCUCAGGCUUCACAAAUACACAGAGAACCUUAAGGACAUGAAGUGGACAGAGCUUAUCGAGCUAGAUGACAAAGCUCUGGAGGAUCGUGGGGUUAAUGCGCUAGGGGCUCGCAGGAAAAUGCUCAAAGUCUUUGAUCAGGUUAAAGAGGCUAGAGCAGAAGGCAAGUUAUCAUGA